Passer domesticus (house sparrow) is the source of this 3571-nucleotide messenger RNA. It is a transcript of the gene CDCA7, whose product is annotated as cell division cycle associated 7. Lineage: Eukaryota; Metazoa; Chordata; Aves; Passeriformes; Passeridae. Bases 559 to 1794 code for a protein of 411 amino acids. Gene Ontology annotation, biological process: regulation of DNA-templated transcription. Gene Ontology annotation, cellular component: nucleus. The record is from RefSeq and is a predicted model, not a curated record. The transcript is spliced from 10 exons.
AACAUUAACUGGUGUAUUCACAUGCUAUUUUAGGCAGGUGUGGUGGUGCAUCCCCACCCUUGGGCCAUACUGUGAUUUCAGAAAUACUCAUUAAGCCUUGGCCUUGACAAACACCACCUGGGCUAAGCUCUUCUUGAGCUUAUCAAAAACACUGCCUGCUCACAGGAGCUUAUGCUUUCUAGUGAGGCUGGUUUUUUAAAGAACAGCCUUGAAAACUGAUUAUUCUUGCCUGAAUAAAAGCCCAAGUGGAACAAGAUUUUUGUCACCACACCUUUAAAGAAAAUUACCAACCCAAAUUGUGGCCAGGAUGGAAAAUUACUAUGACUAAAACCAACUCUUUUGUGAGCCUAUAAAGAGCAGUCCUAAGUGAGACCCUUUGGGCCCUCCUGGGCUGCAGCUGUGGCCAGCACCUGUCCCUGAGUGGGGCCUCUCAGAGCCAGCCAACUCUUGUGUUUGCCAUACUUGGGGGACCACUGCCCGUCACCAGCAAUGGGCCCUGGGCUACCCCCACUCCUUGAGAUUCAACCCUUUGCCCACUGAGAAGAUGCAGAGAGAAAGAUGAGGAAGGCAUUUGAUCGCCGAGGUCGUUCAGGAGGGAGAAACUUCACAACCUUUCGAAAUACGAAACUGAUUCCCAUGGAAACAUCCUCAUCCUCUGAUGACAGUUGUGACAGUUUUGGUUCUGAUAAUUUUGCAAAUACAAAAUGCAAAUUUAGGUCGGAUAUUAAAGAAGAAUUGGCAAAAAUUUUUCAUGAAGCCUCUGAUGAUGAAUCUUUCUGUGGCUUUUCAGAAGAUGAGGUUCAAGGUGCAUUGAAAUUGGAAUCAGAUUCAGAUGAGAAUGAUGCGAGUGCUGAAAGUGAGAUCAGUCAGAGAGGGCAGAAAUGCUCUGUUCCUCUGAAAGUAGCCAUGAAGUUUCCACCUCGAAGAUCAGAGAGGAGGAAGAGUGGCAUGGAACCUGUUCCUGAAACACCGAUGCCUGCUCUAGAUUCAGACUCUGACACUGAAGAAAAUGGUGCUAUGUUUUUAGAAAGAAGAGCUUUAAACAUAAAAGAAAACAAAGCAAUGCUUGCAAAACUAAUGGCUGAGUUGCAAAAUGUUUCUGGUAUCUUUGGUGGGAGAAAAUCGUUGCCAGCUGUCAGUCAUCAGGGACCAAAGCGACUUCCAAGGCGUUCGUUGCCCAAAUGUGCCUUGAGGAGGAACCCAGACCGGAGUUCUCGGCCUCACACAAGGUCCAGGUCCUUGAUUGAAGGUCCUCCUACUGUUGUACCAGAAGAGGAAGAAGAUGACCCAUACAUCUUGGUGAGAAGAAGAAAGAUGUCUGAUGAAUACCUGGAGCAUGAAGCCCGUACUCCCAGGAGGGGUCACCGUGGUGCCAUGGCUUUUCCACAUGUUGUGCGCCCAGUUGAGGACAUAACAGCAGAAGAGCUGGAUAAUAUCUGUGGAUCUGCAAGAGAAAAAGUGUAUAACAGGGCCAUGGGAUCCACCUGCCAUCAGUGUCGCCAAAAAACCAUAGACACCAAGACAAACUGUCGUAACCCUGACUGCGUGGGAGUGCGGGGCCAGUUCUGUGGGCCGUGCCUGCGCAACAGAUACGGGGAGGAUGUCAGAACAGCACUGCUGGACCCGACAUGGAGGUGCCCCCCAUGUCGUGGAAUCUGCAACUGUAGCUUCUGCAGACAGCGAGAUGGCCGAUGUGCCACAGGUGUCCUGGUCUAUCUGGCCAAGUACCAUGGCUUUGACAAUGUCCAUGCCUACUUAAAAAGUCUGAAACAAGAACUUGGAAUGGAAGACUGAAGCUGUGACUGCCUUUAAAUUACAUGUUCUUUCACCAAUGUAAUAUUAUUGCCUGCAGUGAAUUGUUUAAUCAAAUGAGAUUACAAAGUGCCUUCUCUGCUUCCCUUUCCUUUUGGGUAAAAAAGGAUAAAAACCUUUCAUUUAUUUCAGUGUAAAUCAUACUUGGGAAAGUUGUUUAAUGCAGGUCUUCACCCACAGGCUAUUGUUUUCUCUUUAGACAACUUGUCAAAUCAGAUAGCAUCAGUCCUUUUUUUCAUUAUAGUAACUUCUUUUUUUUCUUCCUGAAGGGAGAUGGGGCUUUAAGCCAUCAGUUCCACUCAUGCAGCAAUCUGUGCUGCAGGUUUACUUAUGCUCCAAAAUUGGUUACAAAAAGAUAGAGAUGUUCUGAAAACUUGGGUGGUUUUCUCCACAGAACAAAGCAGCCAACUUCUGCAAUACAGGCACUUCAUGAUAAAAUGGAAUUGUAGAAUUCUCUGAAACAACAGCAUGUUCUUAAGUUCAAAAAGGAAGCCCUAUAAGUCGCAGCUGAGCAGUCUCCAAGCACUAGUAUUUGGUUUUAUAGAGUACUAAAAGGCCAUUUCAAGGGAGAUUCUCUGAAUUUAAAAAUGCAGUAGAUGCUGUUUGACAUGGCACUUUGUGUUUUUGCUCAGAUGAGAGAAGGCCACUUCUGAAAGCUUCCACAGCACUAGCAUUGCCUACUGGUGACAGUGAUGGGAAUGUGCUUGUAUACAUUGUGUAGUGACCACUGUCUAAAACAGAAUGUUCCAUGUGUUAAAUUAUUGUUUUGGUGGACUCACUUUUCCCUGUCACUGCUGCAGCUGCAGAACUGCUUUGCAGAGUCAGCAGUGGUCCUGGGGAAGAGGGAUACCUCCAGACCAGGGCUUGGUCAAGCAGAGGGGUGGCAGUUGGUGUGGCUGUUGGCCAUCUUUGAGUGGAUGAAAGGUGGUAACUUGUUUAGUUUGGUUAUCAGGAAAACAGGCAAUGAAUGUUUCUGUAUGUGGCUCUUUGUGAUUGUGGAAGGUUCUUUCACAUGACAUUUGUGAAAUGUAAGUACAGCAGAAACGGAGCUGAACAAUUCUGAUACACUGAGCACAUAGGGGUCUCCUGUACGCUGUUGUAAAAAAGAAGGUGCCAUGAAAGUUGCAUCCAGAGAACCAUAAUGUGUGUAAAUGUGCUUAGUUUUGUUACAGAAACUACUGUGUAAGCUUUGUAUAAGGUUUAGAACGAAAUGCUAUAAAUAAUGUACAGUUGAAUAGUCGAAGAAUCAUCAUGGGUUUACACUUCUGUGCCUGUGCAGUAUUUGCACUGUGUGUAUACAAAAUGAUCCACAGUUCAUACCUUUCUGGGAAUUGCAUCAGUGUGUGUGGGAGGGGAGGAGAGAGGAAUUUAGAAACAACAGAUAUUUAUGUCUCAGACUUGCAGUUCUGUUUCAUAAAUCAUCUCUCCUAUUGAAAAUCUCCUGUCCUCUCUUAGUCUGUUUUUAUAGUGUGAAUAGCUGUGCAAUCUGAGGUGUGGAGAGCGCUCUUCCCCCUAGGUACAUUUUGUGAAGAAGGACCUCAUUUUAGAAAUACAUGUUCUGACAGAUAAAAGUGGUUGGGUUUUUUUUCCCCUCCUAAUUGCUUGGCUUGCCUUCUGAUUGCUAGAGUGUGAAAGUACUGUGCUAAAAGCAGACCCUUGUGUUAUAUUACAGAGACUGCUGUAUUUAGAUUUACUCAGAUCUACACUGUUCUGUACAAAAUUCUUUAUUUUGAAAAUAAAAAUUUUCAAUUUUAGAAUA